This is a messenger RNA of Pocillopora meandrina, 456 nucleotides long. NCBI's taxonomy places the organism in Eukaryota, Metazoa, Cnidaria, Anthozoa, Scleractinia, Pocilloporidae. The record is from the annotation of a GenBank genome assembly.
AUGGCUUAUGUUGAUGCAUACGACUACCAGGCCACAGAAGAGGACUUGAACAACAUGAAAUACUACCGUGAACGCUUGAACGCUCGUCCUCUUACCUCGGCUUUACGAAGUUUUGACAUCAACGACAAAUACGAGUCUACUCGCUUGCCUGGUGUCUACGAGAUCACCCAAGACUCUAGAGUCAUUUACAUUGGGGGAAACCCCUGCCUGGCGAACAUCCGGGACUGUUUAAAUGCUCAUUUCAGUGGGAACGAUGGCCUCCCAAUUGGUCGAUAUUUGAGCGGCCCGGCAAGGAACAAAUGGAAAUCAAUUUUUGUUCGUUGGUUAACAUGUGCCAAGCCAAAUGAAGUGGCUUGGUUCUUGUUAAGUGAUUAUCAAAUGCAACAUGGGUAUUACCCCCCAUUUAAUUAUCCGGCCACGGAUAAGUCUUACCAGAACGGAGCCGUACAAGAAUAA